UGUUUACAAAGAUACGACACUUACUGAGAACACCUGAAAAAUCUUCGCCUCUCGUUUCACGGAGUUUAAAAAGGAAUCAUUCAGCGUAGGAUCGUGCCUUUGGAUACGUUGAUUCGCUUUAAGCAACGAAGAACACGAUUUGAAACAUUUCUCUUAUAUUUGAUUUGAGCAAUGAACAAUUCUUCUGUUCAACCGACAAAGAUUCUAAAUCAGGAUCUGUCUUGUUCUGAUGCAGUGACCACGUUAUUUACAGUACUUCUUUCCAUUGUAACACUAGCGGCUUUUAUUGGAAACUUCGUUGUUAUAGUAUCCUUCAUCAAAACCACGAGCCUUAAAACCAGUACUAACUAUUACAUAGUCAACAUGGCCGUGUCAGACCUUUUCUGCGCAUGUUUCAACUGGCCGCUGUUCGCAGCUGAGGGGAUGUUAACAAGUCGACAAUUUAUCAGUGAUCAUUUGGCUUCAGUUGUUUGCAAACUGGGAAUGUACUUCAGAGGAAUAUCACAAGUGGUGUCGGUUUUGAGCUUGGUUCUUAUCUCUGUGGACAGAUAUGUGGCUAUUGUAUUCCCAUUAAAGAUCAUAGUGUUGAAUCGUAGAGGAGUACGACUUGCUUUCUUGACUCUCACCUGGAUUAUACCGAUAGUUUGUGGUUUCCCGUAUGUUAUUUAUACCGAAGUUGUCAAAGUCGACGAUAAAACUUUCUGCAGAACUGUUUGGAGCAGAUUGCUGAGAGUAGUCUUUAACUUUAUAGGUUUUGUCGUAUUUUAUUGUGCGCCAAUUUUUGUAAUGACAAUCCUUUAUGCUCGCGUUAUAAAAACUGUUAGGAAUCGUCCAAAUACAGCAGAUAAGACACAAGACCAGAUGAACAGCAAGAGACAAAAACAGCAUCAGAAGAUCACGAAAAUAUUAAUAUCGAUUGUUGCGGCAUUUUUCGUCUGUUGGACGCCACUUUGUAUAUAUCUGUCGCUGAAAAUGUUCCAUCCGGAUCUCAUCGCGAAAGACAAAUGUUUGGUUUUUGUGGCUCUGUUUUUCUACUUGUUUCCAUCUUUUAGUACAGCAAUCAACCCUGUCAUUCUGUUUCUUUUUAGUUCAAAUUACCGCCAGGCAUUGGCGAACAUGAGCCUUCAGGUGUACUACUUCUUUAACAAAAAAUUUCGCGUGCUUGGACAUGCAAAUAGGCGUGUCGGAUCAUCGCACGGGCUGGACAAUGUUGUUUUGACUGCAUAUGUCCGUGGAGAAACUGCUUCUACCAUUUGUGUUAAAUCUUAGUGAAAUCCCGUCUAGAGUUCGAUCCUUGUAACACCCAAUGAUUAAUAUUAUUAUGCAAUUUCAACCCACUAUCUCUUGAUUGGCCGUAAGCAUACUGGGAAUUCUCGAAAUCAGCGCCUGGGACGUCAUCCACCUGCAGAUUACACAUGUUAUCUAGCUGCAGAUUAUCCUAUGGACCCAUAAGGUCAUGGGUAAUCAUGUCAUGUAUAACCGCGGUGCAUGAUUUCUAAGGAUAAUCAUGUCAAAUACGCGUACUUUGUGUUGCUCACUGAUUUGUAUGUUUUUACGCGUUUAGAAAUAAAAUAUUAGAUUCACUUAC
Messenger RNA from Pocillopora damicornis (cauliflower coral), 1588 nucleotides. RefSeq names its product tachykinin-like peptides receptor 86C. Gene Ontology annotation, molecular function: G protein-coupled receptor activity. NCBI's taxonomy places the organism in Eukaryota, Metazoa, Cnidaria, Anthozoa, Scleractinia, Pocilloporidae. Gene Ontology annotation, biological process: G protein-coupled receptor signaling pathway. Gene Ontology annotation, cellular component: membrane. The record is from RefSeq and is a predicted model, not a curated record.